Molecule: messenger RNA, 3117 nt
Organism: Pseudoliparis swirei
Lineage: Eukaryota; Metazoa; Chordata; Actinopteri; Perciformes; Liparidae
Gene: col9a3
Product: collagen, type IX, alpha 3
Exons: 33
Coding region: 298-2334 (678 amino acids)
Source: RefSeq, a predicted model, not a curated record
GCCAGCCUCUAGAGAUAUAAGAUGUAGAUUGUUUGUAAUCGACUUAUUUUUAUUUAAUGCUGUGAACUCUUCCUCUCAGUGAUGCUGCGGCGGGGCGUCCAGACAACAUGUGCAGUGCGCCGCCAGUGAGUUCAGCCCCUUCGGCUGGAGACUCGGGUUUAUCUGGAUCCAAGAAGAGGAACGCCAUUCGGGAGCAGCGCGCGGGGACUGAGAGAGCACCGGGAACCGGGGAUUUGACCUUUUUGUUUUCCGUCACCACAUCGAGACUCGGGUUUGUGAGGAGCGAGCCGAGGAGCCAUGGCGGUGUUCUCUGCGCUUUGGGUGCUCUUACUGUGCCAGCUUUUGACGUCAUCCCUUGCCCAGAGGCUGGGCCCCAGAGGAGCUCUUGGGCCCCAAGGACCCGGAGGGCCACUGGGAAAGGACGGCACUGAUGGCAAACCUGGACCUGCUGGACUGCCAGGGAAGACAGGUCCCAAAGGGAAAGAAGGAGCUCUAGGAGGAGCAGGGAAACCGGGCCUGCCGGGACUCCCCGGGGUGGACGGUUUGACGGGUCCUGAUGGUUCUGCUGGGAAGGACGGACCCCUGGGGCAACCAGGGGACUCUGGACCUGCCGGACCACCUGGAUCUCCUGGCAGAGGGAGAAGCGGCGCUGCAGGACUUCACGGAACCAACGGGUACCCGGGCGGAGUCGGGCCGCGAGGUUCCUCGGGUGCUGAGGGUCCUCCGGGACUUCCCGGACCUUCCGGCUCCGACGGCCCCCCGGGUCUUCCCGGGACCCUUCAGGAUCUGAGCGGUGACCUCCUGUGUCCGGCCAUCUGCCCCUCCGGCCCCUCGGGUCCUUCUGGGAUGCCGGGCUUCAAGGGUCACACGGGGCAUAAAGGAGACAAGGGAGAGGUCGGGAAAAAUGGAGAGAAGGGCGACGCCGGUCCAUCCGGCCCACCAGGUAUUCCUGGGACCGUGGGUCUGCAGGGCCCCCGGGGUCUCCGAGGUCUCCAAGGCACGAUGGGAUCCAUCGGGAGCAGAGGUCUGCCCGGUUACAGAGGCAAACCUGGCAUCGCCGGCGUCAUCGGGAAGACAGGCGACGCCGGGGUGACGGGACCGCGGGGAUUCAGAGGACCCAAGGGAGAGAUUGGUAAAAUUGGCCCCAAAGGAGGUCCUGGGGGAUCUGGACCCAAAGGGGAGCCUGGUAUUCCCGGCAGAGACGGCAAAGACGGGACACCGGGAUUAGACGGCGAGAAGGGUGAUGCCGGACGCCACGGUGCCUUCGGAGAGAAAGGACCCAACGGACUUCCCGGUCUACAAGGGAAGGCUGGCUCUAAGGGCUCGAAAGGAGAAUUUGGCGAUGCGGGGAAGGACGGGGAGACGGGACCCUCGGGGGAGCCAGGUAUUCCUGGUGAUAUCGGCGUCCCAGGAGACCGGGGGAUAGCGGGACCCAGAGGCGUGGCGGGCGGCAUCGGGCCGACGGGCAACGCAGGACCACAGGGAGGGAGAGGCUUCCAGGGGGUAACCGGAGCCUUGGGGGAUCCAGGUCUUCCGGGUCCAACAGGGAUCCGUGGGGAGUUUGGAGAACGGGGUCCAGUUGGAGCCCUCGGCGCUAAAGGAGACAUGGGCCUGGCAGGAAGUGACGGCCUACCAGGAGAGAACGGAGAACCUGGUCCUUUUGGCCCGGUUGGACAAAAAGGAGGGGCUGGAAAGCGGGGUGAACUCGGACCGAAGGGCGUGCCGGGUCCACAGGGAGAGUUUGGGUCAAGAGGGCGUCCAGGAAAAACGGGAAUAAUGGGCUUCCAAGGGGAGCAGGGUCUGCCUGGAAUUGCAGGAAAGACCGGCGUACCUGGUAAACUGACGAGCGAGCAGCACAUCAGAGAGCUGUGCGGCGCGAUGGUCGACGACCAGAUCGCCCAGCUGGCGGCGAACCUCCGAAGACCGCUGGCCCCCGGGAUGGUGGGUCGGCCCGGCCCCGCGGGGACUCCGGGAAAGACCGGCGUCGUCGGCUCCAUCGGGCAUCCGGGUCUCCGCGGACCGUCGGGCUACACGGGCCAGCCGGGAGAACUCGGAGACCCGGGUCCCAGAGGUAAUGUUGGUGAGCAAGGCGAUAAGGGAUCCUUUGGCAAAGCUGUGGAUGGGCCCACUGGGGACCAAGGACACCAAGGUCAUCCGGGAGCACUCGGAAUUGUCAAAGACGGGCGCGACGGAUCUCCCGGAGAUCCGGGUGAGCCCGGAGAGUCCGGCAGGGCGGGGAGGACCGGGCACCAGGGUCCUCCCGGAAUCUGUGACACGACCGCCUGCCAGGGAGCGUCGGCCGCUGGGAAAUCCUCCAACCCCAAAAACCAUUAAACACGACUUCCUGCAGCCUGAUGUCCACCCGCCCCGAAAACGAAAAAGGAGGACGGGUGAUAAGCGAAGGAAGGAAGGAAGAGCGAUCACACGAAAAUGUCCUCUUUAUUUAAAUAAAUAUAUCACAAGAUGGGAAGAGUAACAUCAAACAGGUGAUAUUUGGAGAGGAAUGGAGGGAACGUCCCCGGAGUGACAUGAACACGAGACAAAAAACAUCAAGAUGACAUCCAGCGGCACAGAAGAGUCCAAGAGAUCAACUGCAUCGCUCCAUGUAUGACAGUGUUUCACAUAACAAGACUUGACCUACAAACAACGGGAACAUUAAUGAGUCCUUUGGUGUAUAGAAACUUUGUACAUGUCGUUGCCAUGCCCCAAUUACCUUGGUUACCAUCUUUCUGGCAGACGACCCUCUUAAAAACAACAGCGACCGCCUCUGAAGUGAAUGCAUCGUGGCCCAUGAGUGUAAAUCACAGGUGUUACCUCAACAUACACGCCAACAGUGUAAGAUAUGGAAAUAGGCGACAGAGCUAAGAAAAAAAGCGUCCGUCAAGGAGCUGUGUAUGAAUUGUAAAAGGAAUAAAAAACAAAUAACAAGGUGCCUAGAAAUUGUAAAAUUUAAACUUAUUAUAGUCUUUUUUUCUUUUUCUUUUUUUUACAGCUUCUUUGUUUUUCAAUUACAUGUGAAGUUGAUUUUCUAGGUUUGACAAUAAAAAAACACAAUAAAACAUGUGGAUGCAUAAAACAGACAUUGUAAAAUAAAUUAAAUAAUCUUAGGAGCAGUUU